UUUUAAAAAGUUUAGAUUAAAUUUUCAGGUACAACAGAUGAAGAAUGAGGGACGUUUGGGCCAUGAGUCUCGUAGCACCAGUCAAAGUGUCACUUCUCUUGACAGAGAAGAUCGUGAUACCAACCAAACACAACAGGAUGAUAAGUCCCCACUGCAUGAAGAAGCACCAUCUGAAGCCUCUAUAAAGCUGCCAACACCUGCCCAGUCACCACAACCACAGUCUCCCCUACCAUCAUUGUCCCAGCAUCCACCACCCCAACCUUCACCACCUCUGCCAGUAUCUAAGUCUCAGCCUUGUGAUAGGCUUCUUACACCUGAGCCCAAACAAGAUUUUACCACCAACCUCAGGAGUGACACCCCUGACACCGAUGAUGACGUGGGUUGUGACAUUCCUCUUCCCCCGCACCUCUCUGCUCCUGUUAUAUCAGACACACCUAAGGAUAAAUCUGCACCCGAAAUUGUAAUGGAUGUGGUCAGAGCAGCAGAACAACUGACGUCUCACCCACCUUCCCAGAAUUCUGCUAUACUUCCUUCUUCACCGCUUGACCGAAAGACCUCAGCAGAAACUAAAACUACCAAAGUUGUUUUGAGCAAGCAUACCUUAGCUCCACAGACUAGUACACCCAUCGCCUCAGGCCGUGCCAGUACCAAUGGUGGUGAUCUGAGCCUCUCGGCAUCACCUGUUCCCCCUUUCUCCUCACCUCACAUCCCCACACCCCUCCCUACCAACGUUCAUGAAGGCUCAACAGAGGAUUUGGUGGAAUCACGGGCAUUUGGUUUGGGUCUCACUAACGAAAAAAUCAGUCGGGUCAAGCAGACUGAAGAAACCCUAAAAGACAGUCCUAAAAAGAUGACAUUAAAAGACAGAAUGAAGUUCUUUGAAGAAGAAAUGAAAAAGGACAAGGCUGGGCCUCCCAAAGAAAACAGGAAGUUCUCUUUCCUGAGCCAGGAUGAAGUCGCCAAGAUGAAGGAAGAUGAAGAUCGACGAGUAGCAAACAUGACACCAGAACAACUGGCCAACCUCUCCCGUUUAGAAGAUGUGGAGGAAAUGGCAGAUGAUUUGGCACAGCAGUUUGGUGUGAACAGUGACUUUGACCACCGCAAAUAUAAUGACCAUGACAUUAUGGAGGGAUUGGUGGACAACAGUGAUAAAGAAAACACAAUAAGAUCAAAUAAUGAAAGUGGCAUAGUUCGAACAGCAAAGGCAGAAAGAAGAGCACAGUCUAGGGAAGGUCAAGUUAAUGAGGAGGAUCAACUUUCUCCUGCAGACAGGCGGAGAGCAGAAGCUGAGAAGAGAGCUGCCUGGAGGCAAGCAAGACUUAAAAGUCUUGAGAAUGAUGCAUUACAGGCCCAAUAUGUCAUUGAGAAGUACAGUGAAUUAUCUGACACAGCAAACGAUAACACUAAAAAUGACAACUCAAUUAAUAACUACAACAUCGUGGACGAAGAGAAUAACAUGCCCAAUCAGAACCGCAAGUGGUCCAAAUUGAUUAUUGUCACCGAGCCAAGUGAGAAGAUUGUUGCCGAGCGGGACCGUGUCCUGUCUGAGAAAGUGAAGCGCACAACCACACCUGUUUUGGACCCUGAUACGGGAAAUGUGACCAUGCAGACCACGGAGACUAUUGAACGCAUCAUUGAGCGUGAGGUGGAGACAUGCCGGGAGACCUUAAUGACACUCUCUCUGACUGAUGCUGAGAAUGCUAAUUUGAAUUCAAAAGAGAUGAUCACCAGUAUCACAACUGGACCUAGUAUAGAGAUUAAGGAAGAAGAGGAAAGUGGAACAAUAAAUAUGGACCAGUUCAUAAGUGGAGAAAAAGUGGAUGAUAGCAGAGGGAAUGUUAAAGAGCAUGAAUCCAUUGAUUGUAAUGUAGACACUGUUGAAAACUUGACAGAUGACCAGCCACAUGAUGGUGGCAUUGCCAUAUCUACAGACAACUCAGAUCAUGAAGUUUGCACUCCUCUACCUCAGACACCAACCUCUCCAGAUGAAAAUGCCAAUAGCAGAUGUUGAAUUCAGAGAUAUACUUGACUAGAGCCACAGAUUUUUAUAUACUUUGUAAAUGUUGAGUGAAUCAUGUGAUUGGUUGUUUCAGAACUAGCAAGACGUAACAAAGCUUUGGAGAUAUAUGGGUCAACUUCCAGCAGGGGUAUGUGUGCAGUCAUGGUAGAUAUAGUUGAGACUUGACUAGAGAAUUAAACUUGAGGGAAAAUACAUAUCAAAGCAUAUUUCUUUAAGAGCAUCAUAAUAAUGAACCUCAAUGAUAUGGUUCCUGACUGUCAGUAUUUUGCUGAUAGAAUUGCAUUGAUGAUGAAAUUACCCAGUCUAAUCUGAUGGUCAAGAGUAUGAAGUAUUUAUUAUUACUGUUAUCAUUAUUUAAAUUGCCAUGUGAUUCAAAAUGAAGUUUAACUAUAGCUUUAACCAUUAUGACCAAGCAUUUACCUUAUUGUUAUUGCAAACGUUCUUAUUUCUUUUAAAUAUAUUGGCCUUAAAUCAGUUACCAUGUGAUGCUGCUUGGAAAAUGUGUGUGCUAACAUUUCAGCAGAUGGAGUGUAGAUGCAUUUAUAAAUGGUAAUGAUUGAACAGGCAUAAUUGUUAAUACCAUCUAUUUUUAAACAUUAAAAGUUUGCAAAGCUUUAGCCUGUAGCUCUAAAGCAUUGUCAAGCACUUUUUAUUGUUCAGUGAAUGUAAAUGCAAGCUACAAAAUGUGUUCCCAUAUUGUGGAUAUACAAUCUAUAGUUUAUAUUCUAACUGUCCAAAUUCGUACAUAUGAAGAUGUAAAUAUUUCAUGAAAUAUAGUUAUAAUGAUGUAGUGUUAAGACUUCUUAAAUAUGUUUUGUAAGGAUUUUAUAUUGAUCAUUAUCAUGUGAACAUCCAAAGUUGUGUAGUUUGUAUGUGAAAUUGUGAGUGAGCAAAUUUUUAUCAGUUAAAUAACUAUGGAUAUUUUUUUAAUUUUAAGUAGUUUAAUUCUUUUUUUUUCACUGACUUCCUGUAAAGAAAGUAUCUACUGAAUCCUAUAGAUUUUUUCUCUCAAUUUUGGACAUCAUGGUAGCAGUGCUUUAGGUUAACUAGACAACAAAACAUAGUUUGUCAAGAUUUGGAUCAUUGAUAAUUCCAGAGUUGACCAAUAUCUCCUCUGUAAUUAUGCAAAGUUUCCCACCUGUGCAGCUUACCUGGAACUGUGAGUGAGCAAUGUUCAUACAUAUGAUCAUAACCUUUUUGUAAAUAAAGUGUUAUGCAAA
Molecule: messenger RNA, 3240 nt
Organism: Homarus americanus (American lobster)
Lineage: Eukaryota; Metazoa; Arthropoda; Malacostraca; Decapoda; Nephropidae
Product: protein scribble homolog
Exons: 12
Coding region: 38-2011 (657 amino acids)
Source: RefSeq, a predicted model, not a curated record